AUGAGAUUCACUUGGUGGACAUUGGCCUCGGCCGCCGUUGUGUUGGCGGCGCCGGCUCCCCAGGCUCCGGGACAAACGCCAACUCCCACAAGCAGCGGAACGCCGACAACGCCCAGCGCUCCCAACGGAACGGUUCCUGGCGGCAAUGCUGAGGCAUGUGCUCAGAUUCAGCCCAAGGUCCAACAAUUUCUCAUGGCGAGCCCGAAAGCAACACCCCAAGUGCCAGCUCAGUUGGCCUUUGACUGCCUCCAGACGGUGCCGAAUAAGAAGGGCCCGGCCAAGGACCUGGUCAAGAGUUUGAAAGCCUACGUGCAAUGGCAAUCCACGCUGUCAUGGCUCAAGAACCCGCCGGCGUCGUAUAUGUUACCGCCUACCGAUAUCGAGGGCGGCCUGGAUGAGAUUGAGAAGAAGGCAGAGGCCGGCUCGUACAAGAGCGAAUACGAGUUCCAGCUUGCCAUUUUCCAGCUGAUUGCUUCGGCUCACGACGGUCACUUUGCCUUCCGUGGUGAUGUGUUCAAGGGCUUCAGCUUCCGCAACAACCUCGCUGCCGAUAUUGUGUCGGUCUCGCGCGAUGGUGUUGAAGUGCCUAAGCUGUACCAUCUUGCCCAGCUUGAUGGCAACUCCACCGCCCCCGCCAUCGUCAGGAUCAACGGCAGAGAUGCUGCCACCAUGAUCGCAGACCUGAACCUGAAGUUCAGCGGUUACCAGGACCCCGACUCUCAAUGGAACGCCAACUUCAAGUCGUACGCGUCGAAGGAAAGCUUCAUCGUCGUCGCCGCCUCCCUCGCUUUCCAGGGCCCCAAGGUGACAAUCACCUACGACAACGGCGAGGAGCGCUCCGAGGACAGCUUCGCUCUCAUCCGCACCGGCGCAAACUUCACUGGCGUCAACAGCGGCGAGGACUACUACAACAAGUUCUGCAACCCCGACUCGCCCGCCAAGCCCCAGCCGUCGCAGCCUGGCAUGAAGCCUAACCAGACGACGCCGACCCCGCCAAAGACUUCAGGCCCGCCGCCCCCUCCUAAGCCGACAAUUGAGGGAUACCCCUUCCCAAUUGUCCGUGAUAGUGGUGCCAACACCACGUCCGGAUACUUCCUCAAUGGAACGGGAUACGAUGACGUUGCCGUACUCGCUGUUUCGUCUUUCGCUCCUCCCGACUCCAUUGACGCUACUGAGUACUUGACCAACUUCCAAAGCACCGUCGCCACGUUCUUGAAGAAGAGCAAGGACGCCGGGAAGAAGCGUCUCGUUAUUGAUGUCGCUGCCAACGGUGGUGGUUUCGUCGUUGCUGGUUACGAGCUCUUCGCUCAGCUGUUCCCUGAGGUCAACCGCUUCCAGGCCAACAACUUGCGUCUGUCCGAAGGUCUCACUACUCUUGCUCGUCUUUCCGCCGCCAUCCCUGCCAACUUCACGCCUACCACGCCCGAGGAGAAGGAUGCCCUUGAAGCUCUAGGCGGCAGCUCCAUCGUCAGCAACCUGCUUCCUGGAGGCGUCUACACACCGGAUGAAGCCGCCUUCACGACUGUUGACCAGAUCUUGGCACCGGUCUCGCUGAACGGUGACACCUUCACUGCGUACCAGCAGGCACCACUCAACCAGACCGACCCCACCUUCAACCUCACCGGCGUCGGCAGCAAAGCCAACCCGCCCCCUCGCGUCUUCGACCCUGAGAAUGUGGUCCUCUUCACUGAUGGUACCUGCGGCUCAACCUGCACGAUCUUCUCCUACCUCAUGAUCCUUCAAAUGGGCAUCAAGACCACCGUCAUCGGCGGCCGCCCCCAAUCUGGUAUCAUGCAGUCCAUCGCUGGUGUCGAAGGCGCCCAGGUCUUCGCCUUCAACGACAUGACCACCGACGCCAAGGCCAUCAUCGCCCUCACCCCCAAGGACAAGAAGGAAGAAAUCAUGAACGGCGAGCUCGGCGAGCUGGCGAAGGGCUACGCCAUCAAGCGCGCGACCACGCCCAAGAGCGCCGGUGCCAUCAACGCAAAGAACGCCUACAGUAUGUCCGACGCCAGGACGCCGCUGCAAUUCCUCUGGGAGCCGGCCAACUGCCGCAUCUUCUACAGCCGCGAGAUGCUCUUCAAGCCCGAUAACGCGUGGAAGCGCGUCGUCGACGCCACAUGGAGCAACCCCACGCAAUUCUGCGUUGCGGGCUCUCAGGUGCCUGUCACGAAGAAUGCUACGAUGGAUCCCCUGUUCAGACAGAGCCAGAACAACACCGGCUUGCCUGGUGCUGGCAAGAGUGCCGCAGCUGAGAGUAUCUCCGGUGCUGGACUCAGACUCGCGGUUCUCAUCGCGACGUUCACGGUGGCGGUUUUGGCCAUGUAG
This is a messenger RNA of Colletotrichum lupini, 2328 nucleotides long. Its product is annotated as peptidase S41 family protein. The record is from RefSeq and is a predicted model, not a curated record. The transcript is spliced from 4 exons. Gene Ontology annotation, molecular function: serine-type peptidase activity. NCBI's taxonomy places the organism in Eukaryota, Fungi, Ascomycota, Sordariomycetes, Glomerellales, Glomerellaceae. The coding region runs from base 1 to 2328 and encodes 775 amino acids. Gene Ontology annotation, biological process: proteolysis.